AUGCCUUCACUUCUUCGCCUCGCCCUUUCGGCGCUGGCAGCGUCUGUCCCCUUGUGCGACGCCGCUCGAACCACAACUUCAACUUCAACAGGUCCAGCCGUGACCUGGACUGUCACUUCAUACGUUGCCCUUCGACCCACGGUUUCCACAUAUGCAUAUACCUAUGGCACCAGUGUGACCACCUACACAGACACAUAUACCGGCUUAGUCACCGUCAAGCCCGGCAUCACUCCUACUGCAACUCCUACGUCCACAAGCACCAGGACGCGUUCUUAUGGUAGCCUGGAGGUCGUCUACAUGUAUCUUGAUGGGGCCCAGAUCCCAACCGGAGACAUCGUGCCUACUUCAACUUAUGAUCGUUCUGCUACUGCCUACACGUAUGCCUACACGAGCUACGUUCAGGAGGUCGUGUGGACAGCGCCGUCGUCUUGUCCCGUUGCCUUCACUGUCGAAACAUACCAGCAAGUGACGGACAUCCCGACUGAGGUUCUGGAGCAGAGGACUGACCUCAGCACCGAGGCAUCUGUCUCAACUGGCUAUGAGGGUGACAAGUACACCCUAGUCACUGCAUAUGUUCCUGCAUCUGCCUUCCCGCAACUCACCGCAACCGCCAGCACAGAUGACUACUACUAUUCAUACUAUGUCCGCAGGUGUACUAACCCAACUGCAGUUGGCACUGCCCGCUAUCCUACUACUCGCACCACCACUUCUCGCUACGCCACAUCGACCAGCAUCUACACCGGUAGUAGUAGCGACGAUAGUGAUAGCGAUUAUUGGUGGUACUACAGCAAUGUGCUGCAGACAUGGGCCAUCGUCCUCGCGGCCGUUUUGCCGGGCAUCUUUCUCAUUGGCUUCUUCGAAUCCUAUUUCUGGUUCCGCCGCAUGAUGGUGGGCAAGUUCUCGUUGCGCUUUGGAACGUGCUGCUGGAUCUUUUUGAUCUGGCCUAUCAUCUUUGCUACCCGUCGUUGCCCAGCUCGCGACGACGAGACCCAAAAGACGCUACGUGAGCAAUGGAAGAAGGUCGGCUUCGGAACUGCCCUUGGUCUCUGGUUCCGAUGGGGCUUCCGUCAUCGCUACCCCGUCGAUCUCCUGGGUGCUCACCCUCAAUACCAUAACCCGGACCCUAAUGCCCCCGCCGUUGCGCCCAUGGCUGGUGCCCCUGGUGCCGGAUUUGUCUACUACGUCCAAGGCCCCCCUGGACCUGAUGGCAAACCCACCUUCCAACAGGUGAUGGUACCUGCACACCAGCUCCCCGAGGGCUUCAAGUUCACGCAACAGCCCAUGGUAGCAGUGCCGCAAGGUGGUGCUCCCCCGACGAUGCCCAUGUACUACCCAUACCCUCAGGCACCUCAACCUGCGCAUGUGGCCCCUCAAACAACUACGCGACAACAAGCGGAGGAGGCUUCACCUGCUCUCCCACCGCGUUCGCCGCCGCCAACAGUGCCUAGCCCUCUUUCGAGUGCUCCUCAGGCUCCCACCUCACCUCCGCCACCCGUACCAGCGGUCUCUCCUCAAUCUGAUGUCCAGCCGCGAAACGUGACCACAGGGGAGGAGAGGGGUGAAUCUUCCAGAGCAGCUGGGCCAGCUGGUGACGAGUCAAGUCCCCCCCCACCACCAGGAGCAGCCAAAUAA
Molecule: messenger RNA, 1632 nt
Organism: Clonostachys solani
Lineage: Eukaryota; Fungi; Ascomycota; Sordariomycetes; Hypocreales; Bionectriaceae
Source: the annotation of a GenBank genome assembly